Messenger RNA from Merops nubicus (carmine bee-eater), 442 nucleotides. It is a transcript of the gene TMEM100, whose product is annotated as transmembrane protein 100. The transcript has a single exon. NCBI's taxonomy places the organism in Eukaryota, Metazoa, Chordata, Aves, Coraciiformes, Meropidae. Gene Ontology annotation, biological process: cellular response to BMP stimulus. Bases 38 to 442 code for a protein of 134 amino acids. The record is from RefSeq and is a predicted model, not a curated record.
CUCUAGCCUAAGAACUGACAAAGUCAAGACAAUCAAGAUGACAAACGAACCUAUUAAAGAGAUCCUGGGUGCUCCAAAGCAUCCUGAUUCUGCAGCCACGGAGAAGAGUAAUAACAAUGACUGUGUGAUAACCACCAUCCCUCUCGUCAGCGAGUGCCAGCUGACUGCAGCUACAGGGGGAGCAGAGCUCUCCUGUUACCGCUGUACCAUUCCCUUCGGCGUGGUUAUCCUCAUAGCUGGCAUCGUGGUCACUGCUGUGGCCUACAGCUUCAAUUCCCAUGGAUCCAUCAUCUCGGUGUUCGGAUUAGUCCUCUUGUCAUCGGGACUCCUUUUGCUGGCUUCUAGUGCAGUGUGCUGGAAAAUCAGGCAACAGAACAAGAAAGCAAAGAGGCGGGAGAGCCAGACGGCGCUUGUGGCAAAUCAGCGAACCUUGUUUGGUUAA